AAGACAAAACCGUGGAUCCAUCUCCCCCUCCCCCUCCCAUCUUUUCUUUUCCCAUCUCUCUAUAUAAAACCCGCAACAAUUCCUCCUCUUUUCCCACCGCCACCACCACUGCCGCCGCCGCCACUACUACCGCAAAGCCUCUCCUAUUCGCCUCAGCAACUGGUGUUUGCGAGUGUUUCUGUUUCUCUAAACAUGACUCGGUUAUUCACAGAUCUACCGAUUCACUUGUCUUUAUAAUACCUCCAUAUUUGUUCUCUGAUCCAUUAAUUUCUUUCUAUAAUCUUGUGCUCUUUUGGUAGAGGAGGUCUACGAUGUCUCUUCCGUUUUCAGAUCCGACAUUCCGAAUCUAUCCGGAGCCUAUCGAUCACUUCGAUAGGUUACCGGAUUCUGUUCUCCUCCUUGUUUUCAACAAGAUCGGGGAUGUUAAGGCUCUUGGACGCUGCUGCGUUGUUUCUCGUCGAUUCCACUCCCUUGUUCCUCAGGUAGACAACGUGGUUGUGCGGGUGGAUUGCGUUAUUUCCGACGACGAUACGUCGUCUACCUCCUCCUCAGCGGACAAGUCCCGUAACCCUGCCUCGUCCGGUCCCUUCUCAUCCAUUGUUCGCCUCCUCUUUAGCGGCAUUUUGAAGCCUCUGCAGACGUUCGGUCAGUUCCUUGGCCCCAAACGUGUGAUGCUCUCCUCGAACUCUGGGUCUUCAUCUUCGUCUCUGGCGGUCGGGAGUGAGGACGACGGGGACAUGGAUCAGAGCGUGGUGACCCAUCACUCUCCCACACAGGUUUUGAAGAAUUUCAAUGAGAUUCGGUUCUUGCGCAUCGAGCUACCAAGUGGGGAAUUAGGGAUUGAUGAUGGGGUUUUGUUGAAAUGGAGGGCUGAUUUUGGAUCUACCCUUGAUAAUUGCGUGAUUCUUGGUGCUGCGUCUGUCGUCAACAAUGGACCCGCCAAGAACAAUAACUCUAUUGACAAUGUGUCUGAUGGGUUGUGUGUCAACAGCAAUGGAGUUAAUGGUGCCCUAGCUGACGAUAACGGAAGCAUACCAGAGUCUUUCUAUACCAAUGGUGGUCUGAAACUGCGGGUGGUUUGGACGAUAAGCUCGUUGAUAGCUGCCUCCGCCAGGCAUUUUCUGUUACAGCCGAUAAUUGCUGAGCAUAAGACGCUUGAUAGCUUGGUGUUGACGGACGUUGAUGGUCAAGGAGUGCUGUGCAUGAAUAGGGAGCAGCUUGAGGAGUUGAGGGUCAAACCUCUGUCCGCUUCUUCUGCUUCAAAGAGGACACUAGUCCCGGCUCUGAACAUGCGGCUUUGGUAUGCGCCACACUUGGAAUUGCCUGAUGGGACCUUAUUGAAAGGGGCUACUUUGGUUGCCAUUAGGCCUAGUGAGCAAUCCGUGGCAAAGAAGGAAGCGUCUGGUGGGUCUUGGGUAUCUACUGCCUUUGAAGAGCCUUAUGGGACUGCCGCAAAGAUGCUGGUGAAGAGAAGGACUUACUGUUUGGAGAUGAACUCAUUUUGAAUCAGAGUUACGAGGAGAUAAGCAGAUGACAUGCUGUGGCUGUUUUAUUAGCACUUGAUGUGCUGUGGUUUUCAUGAUGCUGCUGUAUGCUCUGAGUUCAUUAGAGGUGGUCUAAAUGGUCGAAGAAGAGUGAGGAUUUGGAUAUUUUUAGCAUAAUCUUUGUGCGUUGAAUUACUCAUCACCAAAAGGCAACACAAGGCAAGGUGGAGAUUCUGACCAAAAUGGGUGUUACAAUAUGAUAAUGCUAUCAGCCAUAUGGUUUUGUUCUGUUUUAGUCUGUCUGAUAGUGACACUGAUUGAAGUUUCCUUAUCAAUGACUUGCACAUAGUUUUACAUUGAUUUAUGUAGUUUGAAAUAGGCUUUUCAGUGAUAGCCCAUGGGAAGAGGAUAUGCAUGUGUUCUCAAAGGAGAUUGUGAAGCCAAUUCUGUAAAAUGCAGCUUGAACCGAGUGCAGCGCCUCAUGAUGAAGCUGAAUGAUGCUCUAGAACUACAUUGAGGCAUACGCAUAAAUGCACAAAUUGCAACUACAUUGAUGUAUGUUACUGGAGCUUCCAGUCUGUAGUCAUUUACCUUUAACUGUUCGCUUGCUACAUGUGUAUAUUGUAGGUAUGAAUAUGUUGAGCUUAUAUUAUACUUCUGCAACGUUGCAAAUUUGCAAUGUAGUUUACAUUAACCUUUAGAUAUUUUGUUUUAUUUAUAACCUUCAGACAUUGGAAAGUAAAUUUUGCUAAUAGCGAAACUGCAAGAGGGCUCAGCUUUCUUCGUCU
Molecule: messenger RNA, 2272 nt
Organism: Tripterygium wilfordii
Lineage: Eukaryota; Viridiplantae; Streptophyta; Magnoliopsida; Celastrales; Celastraceae
Product: F-box protein At5g46170
Exons: 2
Coding region: 312-1505 (397 amino acids)
Molecular function (GO): protein binding
Source: RefSeq, a predicted model, not a curated record